UGCACAGCAACAUUUCUGACAGUAUUUACAAAAAGUUUAAUAGUCAGGUCGAACCAGUUGCAGUGCUCACUACUUUCAGAUUUUCUAAAGAGAAAACACCUCUCAAAGAGUUUGGAUUUGCAAAUUCACCACCGAUGGCUGAAGACUGUCAAUUCACUGUGGAGGAUCUACAGUGUCCCGUGUGCUGUGAGGUCUUCGAUGUCCCCGUCACACUGAGUUGCAAACAUAGCUUCUGCAAAACCUGCGUUAAGACACACUGGGACUGCAGAGGAACACAGCAAUGUCCUCUGUGCCGCUGUACAGAGCGCUCAUCCAGGCCUCCAAUCAAUCUGGCUCUAAAGAUAGCCUCGGAUGUCUUCAAAAAGAAGCAGGAGCAGAAGCAGUUCAGGGUUAAAUCGGUGGAGUUUUGCUCAAUACACAAUGAGGAACUGAAGCUUUUUUGUCGGAAAGAUGCAGAAUUUAUCUGUGUUGUUUGUACGUCAUCAAGGGAUCACAGAAAUCAUGAGUACUGCCCUAUAGUAGAGGCGACAUCGGAAAUAAUGAAAGUGCUCACAACUAGGUACAAUCCUUUGAAAAAACAGCUAACCACUUUUAAAAAGUUAAAGGGGAGCUUGAAGGAACUGGAAGCAUACAUACAGAAACAAGCAGCUAAAACUGCAGCAGAAGUAAAACAAGAGUAUGCAAAGCUAUGUAGAAUCCUGAGGGAGGAGGAGGCAGCUCGACUCAUGGUGCUUCAAAAUGAGAGCGACAGCAAGACCGAGGUGGUGAGAGAGAAACUGAAGGAGGUCAAUAAGAGCAUUGAAGAGCUCUCUGACAUCAUCAACUACAUAGAACCCAUCAUAAUAGCAGAUGAUCUGACAUUUUUAAAGGAAUGUAAGGAGGCAAUAAGACGGACUAACUACAUUGUACCUGAACCAGAAUAUCCAACAAGGGCACUUAUAGAUGUGUCUAUGUACCUGGGAUCAUUAAAGCAUGGGGUCUGGAAAAGAAUGGAAAAUGAUGUCAGCUACUGCUCUGUCCAUUUUGAUCCAAACACGGCACAUCCUAACUUGAUCAUCAGAGAUGAACUCACCACCAUUAGUUAUGGGGAAAAGCAGCAGCUUCCAGAUAACCCUGACCGCUGCAUGGGCAGCAUGGCUGUACUUGCUGCUCGCGGCUUCAAUUCAGGAAAGCAGCGCUGGGAUGUAGAGGUGGCACACAGCAAAGAGUGGUACGUUGGAGUGGCACAAGAGUCCAUAAAGAGGAAGACUGCAGUUUUCCUCAGCCCAGCAGAGGGUUUCUGGGUAAUUGCAAAUAAUGAGGAAUCCUAUUGGGCUCAGACCUCUCCCCGCACUCGACUUACUCUGAAAAAGAAACCACAGGUAAUCACAGUUGAACUGGACUAUGACAAAGGAAAGGUUUCUUUUUCUAACGCAGCAGAUGGUGCCAGUAUUUACACAUUUAAAGAGAAGUUUACUGAGAGAGUCUUUCCUUAUUUUGCCGCUGGGAUAAAUAAGGGGAACACGCUUCGAAUAUGUGCACUUUAAUGUGUCAGUAAUGCGGUACAAAUAUGUAAAUAUGUAUCAUACAACCACUAUUAACCAACAUAAGGUCACAUUUCACCCAAAAUCAGAGGGGGAAAAUUAAGCUUAUUUUAGGAUCAUUUGUGCAUUGUGCCAUUUUUAUGAGACCAUCAUUUUUUUUAAUUACCAUUAUUUUCAAGGGUCAUUAUUUAAUUUCCAUUACAUUAAUACAGCAGUUUUUACGAUCACCUUAAAUCAGAGUUUUUAGUAAUAAGCUUUCCUGUUUUAGCCAGUAUUUGAGUUUGUGACAGUUUAUACAAUUAACAUGUAUGUUGGAUCUCAUUCAGAUUUAUUUUGAUUCUAUGUUAAUGCAGUUAUACAAUAAACAUUACUGAACAUCAGCUAAGCAUUCUCUAUUCAUUACUGAA
Messenger RNA from Rhinichthys klamathensis goyatoka, 1930 nucleotides. RefSeq names its product zinc-binding protein A33-like. Lineage: Eukaryota; Metazoa; Chordata; Actinopteri; Cypriniformes; Leuciscidae. The transcript has 6 exons. The coding region runs from base 135 to 1526 and encodes 463 amino acids. The record is from RefSeq and is a predicted model, not a curated record. Gene Ontology annotation, molecular function: zinc ion binding; protein binding.